Messenger RNA from Metopolophium dirhodum (rose-grain aphid), 629 nucleotides. RefSeq names its product 52 kDa repressor of the inhibitor of the protein kinase-like. The transcript is spliced from 2 exons. The record is from RefSeq and is a predicted model, not a curated record. Gene Ontology annotation, molecular function: protein dimerization activity. Lineage: Eukaryota; Metazoa; Arthropoda; Insecta; Hemiptera; Aphididae. The coding region runs from base 135 to 548 and encodes 137 amino acids.
CGCCUGAAGAAUAUUUUAAAAUAACAAUAUUCAUACCUUAUUUAGAAUUGUUUAUUAACGAAAUUGAAUCGAGAUUUAUUGAACAUCAGAAAACAUUAAAAGGAUUUCAAAACUUAUUUCCAAAAACGUCAGAAAUGACAACACUUGAAAAAGAUGAAUUUAUUAGUUUGAUAGAUUUUUAUAAUGAUGAUUUGGCAGAUAACAAUAAAGAUAUUUUGGUAUCUGAGUUAAAACUUUGGCGACGUAAAAUACUUGCACUAGAUAAACAACCUACAAAUGCUAUGGAUGCUUUAGUUAUCUGCAAUAACAUGUAUCCAAAUAUAUACAAAUUACUACAAAUUUUAGCAACACUACCUGUUUCAACAGCUUCAUCCGAAAGAUCUUUUUCAUCAUUAAAGAGAAUUAAGACGUACCUAAGGAAUACAAUGUCAGAGAAAAGAUUAAAUGGUUUGGCAAUGCUCUCCAUUCAUCGUUCAAUAUCAGUAGAUGCAAAGGAAGUGUUGGACGAAUUAUCUAUUAACAAACGUCGAGUGGAUUUUAUUUUAUGAAUUAUUAUAAUAAACUAAUAUAAAACUAUAAAAACUAUUUAUAAUUAAUACAAAUUUGAAACAAAAUAAAAAUAACGUACG